AGGCGCUCCAUGCGCUCCACAAACCUUUCCAUGUUGCCAUCCAGUGCACGGACCAACCGCGCAUUUGGAACAGAACGCUCGCUCCGCACAGAUUCUUGUGCAGUUCGCGACAGCUGGCCUUUGAACUGACAUCAGAUAGUCCACCAAUCAAAGUUGCAAAUGGUGAAUUCACCAUUGAAUUGGAACCAGUAGUCCGAUACGAUUGUACAGGUAGCCUUCUUGAAAAGUGCGCAUUGUUCUUCAAGAUCUGCAAAGUUGCAGCUACAUCAGUGGUCCUCAGCUCCAGACAUGGGUGUGAAGGUGCUCCAGUGCUUCCCCUGGUACAGACGCUGUAAAGAGCGAUGCAAGGCUAAACAGUGCCCCUCACCUGCAGUCCCCAGUGAGGAGAUGAAGCCCCGCCUGUCGUCCACAGUGUCGUGUGGUAGCGAGGGCGAGAGCAGCAGCAGUCCGAGUGGCUCCCAGAUCUACUUCUCCACCAAGGCUCGCCUCUCGUUCAGACACCAGAUGGACAGCAACUUCAACGCAGUGGAUGCCACCUGCUGAAUAGAUCAUCCCCGACGUGCCGAGUAGUCUUCAUUAGGCAUCAAACGGAAGAAAAAGGACUGAAAUAGGGAGGGAAUACCUGGGCUUGUCCGAUAAGAAGCGCUUCCGUUGUGAAACAUUUUUGCUACGGUGUACCCUAAUGAAUACGACCCUGGUUUACAGUGCUGGGAAUGACACUUUAGUUUCUACUGAGGCAUCCCUCCUGUCAUCAUCACCAUUGCCCAAAAAUGAACGCUCGCCCCUCCACUAUGAUAUCCAUUAUUAUAGCUCAACAGAACAUAGAAUGUAAAGGACUGAGACUUGAUCUACUCAGUGGUACCUAUGUACUCGACGUUCGUUCUCAACUCCCCCUUCAGAAGUGACUGUAAAGGAUGGAUAUAUCACAGUAGAUUGAGUUCUUCACUAGAGAAAUGCAGAAUGCAUUGCUGGUGUGGCUAGUAGAGAUGGAAAAGUGUUUACUACAUCAUUACCAACCAAGUGCAUCAUUUUCCUUUUUUUGCAAAUUCUGCAAAUUCAAGUCUUUAAAAUACUAGCUAUUGAAUACAACAAGACAAUUUGGCACUCUCAACUUUAAAUACAGGUUUUUUUGUUCUUAUCCUAACACUAUCCUAAUUUGCUGAGAAAAGCAUGAUAACUAGAUUUUGAUUGGUUUGGCUGAUGAAGAUACUAAUGAGUUUGUGCCUUUUUACUUACCUCUUUUGAACAUUUCCUCAAUUAAAUUCAGUUUGGUGCUGGCUGUCUUCUUCUAGUGCCCUUUCCAACUGGCUGCUUGGAUUGCAUCUACACUUUAUUCAUAUCUAGAAAUGUUAACCGGCAGCUCCUCCAGCUCUUUACUUCUGAUGCCAUCUUAUGGGGAGCAUCAGUGAAUGGGGGAGAAAGUCAACAGAUUGUUCUGGAAGACAUUUCAACAGUGUUUUGGUGCUUUAGUUGGGUUCUACAACCCACCCUCUCUAAUAUUGAAAUCUUUUCCCUGCUUCACCUACUGGUUUAAGGAUAAUAAAUACUCAUCAUAUAUUUUUGUACAAAUUGUGAAAAUGAUUGUACGAGAACAUAGUAGCAUAUAUCUGGGGCUACGGUGGUACGUUUGGAAUGAAGAGAAAAAUGUGAUUCCUAAUUACUGUGAAGAAAAUAUUGAUACAUUUCCAAUGUCAAUGUUUUUCUUUUAAUCAAAGUAAAUGUAAAUCAAUCAAGAUUCCCAAACUAACCCGUCCUUACUUUGUAUACUGUAGUGCUGUUGUCAUGGAAAUGGACAAAAUGUACUAACAAAGUAAUACAAAAAAAGUAUAUACUGAAA
This is a messenger RNA of Oncorhynchus keta (chum salmon), 1837 nucleotides long. RefSeq lists its product as uncharacterized. NCBI's taxonomy places the organism in Eukaryota, Metazoa, Chordata, Actinopteri, Salmoniformes, Salmonidae. The transcript has 3 exons. The record is from RefSeq and is a predicted model, not a curated record. Bases 289 to 543 code for a protein of 84 amino acids.